Molecule: messenger RNA, 2539 nt
Organism: Brienomyrus brachyistius
Lineage: Eukaryota; Metazoa; Chordata; Actinopteri; Osteoglossiformes; Mormyridae
Product: CTP synthase 1
Exons: 18
Coding region: 224-1999 (591 amino acids)
Biological process (GO): pyrimidine nucleobase biosynthetic process; CTP biosynthetic process
Cellular component (GO): cytoplasm; cytoophidium
Molecular function (GO): identical protein binding; CTP synthase activity
Source: RefSeq, a predicted model, not a curated record
GAUUUCAUUACACGUGGGGUGAGCACAUUUAUUGUAGCGGUGGAUGCCGGUGCGGCCCGUACAAUAUUUGUACACGGGUUUUAAAAAAUACUAAUAAAUAAUCGUCAUUGAUAUUCCUUCCUGUGAGACAGGUGUUCGGGAAACCGGCCGUUGCUGAAGUGCAGUCUUUUGUGCUGCAACGUUGAAUAGUGGUAGUAUUUCAGCUGACAAUCACUACGACACGAUGAAGUACAUACUCGUAACCGGCGGGGUCAUCUCCGGCAUUGGCAAGGGAAUCAUCGCUAGCAGUGUGGGCACCAUUCUUAAGUCCUGUGGUCUGCAUGUCACUGCCAUCAAAAUAGACCCCUACAUCAACAUUGAUGCCGGCACCUUCUCGCCCUAUGAACAUGGAGAGGUGUUUGUCCUAGAUGACGGUGGUGAGGUGGACCUUGACCUGGGGAACUACGAGCGUUUCCUUGACAUUCGGCUCACCAAGGACAACAACCUGACAACGGGCAAGAUCUACCAGUCUGUCAUCAACAAGGAGCGACGGGGCGACUACCUGGGCAAGACAGUGCAAGUGGUGCCCCACAUCACCGAUUCCAUCCAGGAGUGGGUGAUGCGUCAGGCCCGGAUCCCUGUGGAUGACGAUGGCUUGGAGCCCCAGGUCUGCGUGAUUGAGCUGGGCGGCACCGUGGGUGACAUCGAGAGCAUGCCCUUCAUCGAGGCCUUCCGGCAAUUCCAGUUCAAGGUCAAGAGGGAGAACUUCUGCAACAUCCACGUGAGCCUGGUGCCGCAGCCGAGCGCCACAGGGGAACAGAAGACGAAGCCUACGCAGAACAGCGUGCGGGAGCUCCGGGGGUUGGGUCUGUCUCCAGACUUGGUUGUGUGUCGCUGUGCCAUGCCGCUGGACACUGCCGUCAAAGAGAAGAUAUCUAUGUUUUGUCACGUUGAACCCGAACAGGUGAUCUGCGUCCAUGACGUCUCAUCUAUCUACCGCGUGCCCCUACUGCUGGAGGACCAGGGCGUGGUGGACUACUUCUGCCACAGGCUGGACCUGCCCAUUGAGACGAGGCCCCGGAAGAUGCUCACCAAGUGGAAGGAGAUGUCUGACAGGUCUGACCGUCUCCUGGAGCACUGCUCCAUCGCCCUGGUGGGGAAGUACACCAAAUUCUCUGACUCGUACGCCUCGGUCAUCAAGGCCCUUGAACAUUCGGCGCUGGCUAUCAACUACAAGCUGGAGGUCAAGUACAUCGAUUCGGCAGAUCUGGAGCCGGCCACACUGCAGCAGGAGCCUGUGAAGUACCAUGAGGCAUGGCAGAAGCUUUGCAGCGCUGGUGGCGUCUUGGUCCCCGGUGGGUUUGGAGUUCGAGGCACAGAGGGCAAGAUUCAGGCCAUUAGCUGGGCAAGAAAGCAGAAGAAGCCAUUUUUAGGUGUGUGCCUUGGCAUGCAGCUGGCCGUGUGCGAGUUCGCCCGGAAUGUUCUGGACUGGCAAGACGCGAACUCGACGGAGUUUGACCCAGAGACCAAGCAUCCUGUAGUGAUUGACAUGCCAGAGCACAACCCUGGACAGAUGGGCGGUACGAUGAGGCUGGGAAAGAGGCGCACGAUCUUCAAGAACGGAAACAGUGUUCUGAGGAGGCUGUAUGGAGAUGCUGCGUAUGUUGAUGAGCGACACAGGCACCGCUUUGAGGUGAACCCAGACUUGAAACAGCACUUUGAGGAUAAAGGUUUCAGUUUUGUCGGGCAGGAUGUGGGGGGCGAGAGGAUGGAGGUGAUUGAGCUGGAGGAUCACCCCUACUUUGUGGGGGUACAGUACCAUCCAGAGUUCACCUCCCGCCCCAUCAAGCCCUCUCCCCCCUACCUUGGCCUCCUGUUGGCCGCUGCUGGGAAGCUGCACAGCUACCUGCUCAAGGGAUGCCGUCUGUCGCCAAGAGACACGUACAGCGAUCGCAGCGGUAGCAGCUCCCCCGACUCUGAGAUCGCGGAGCUGAAGUUCCCCUCCGAGGCCCAGAACUGAUGCGGUGGCUCUCCUGCGAGGUCAAGAUUUUAACGCACACAGGCCCCGUUACCGUCUACUUUUCGGCCACCCUAAUGGUUCAGCGUGAUGCUGGGGAUUUAAUUAUAACCACCCAUGGAAUGAGUGUACAGAAGUGCUUUUUUAAGGCUGUUUCUCUCCCAUGAAUUAUUCCUUUACCUUUCCUUGUAGAGCAUGUUGAAGCCUAGUCACUGUAUUAAUACGAGCAGAAACUUCAGGUGCCUGUGUGGCUGCAGCGUCGCUAUAUGCAAGUCAUGGUGGAAUUUGAUACCGCUUCAGGACCUUUGCUUUGGGACACGAGGGCUGAGUUGCAUGAUGCAGUAUUUCCCCCACUCUAGUGGGCAGGGACCUGCAGCCAGCCCAUGCUUUUGUUCGCUCCCGAGAGGAGAUGGACUUGCUUGGGAAACUGGUUUAAUAAAGACAGGAUGCUUUCUGUACUGGGUCACCCAGAUUUCUUUUGACCAUUUGCCUUGUUUGAAGUAUGACAGACUGGUAUUAAAGUUGAUGGAAUACAUGAUAAAA